CAAGAGAUGGGCGAAGCCAAAGGAUCAGGAACAUGUUCUGUCAAACAAACGAAUCCUACGACAUAGAGAUAUAUCUCAAUUUAUCCCAAUAGCAAUAUUUACAUCAGUCCAGAUAUUCUAAAUCAUUGUUGCAACUCCUCUUGUUACUGUUCUGUUUGGGCAGAGUUAAAGGUUUCAGCAUUCAGUCAGCACGACCCAACUUCCAUCAACCACCCCUCCGAAUAGAUUCCAACAACGCCAGGUGUUAACACAUUCCUACUCGAUGACCCCGAGAAGGUGACCUCGAAUCACCACAUCAUCCCCCAUCUCUCUAUCCUGCCGAGUUAGACAACAAUUCCUCCUCCAUCCGCAGCCUCGACGCAUUCUCCACCAUGCCAGCCGACUACUCUUCAAUAGCAAAGGCCCUUGCGGUUCCCAUAUCACCUAUAUCCUCCCCGUCACCCGAACGGCAAACACCUCGACCAGCAUGGAGUAGUCGUCUCUCCUCCAACCGCCGCACAACCUCAAGUCCAUACUCGCAAUCCGUCUCCUCCUCCCAACGGCCCUCAGACUACAAAACCCAAAUUCUCCGCUCCGCCGCCAAAGCCCAACGCAAGAUCAUCAAAACCUUCCUCGCCCUCUCCCUCUGGCAACGAAUAGCCGCCGUCAUCCUCGGAAUCGUCGUCAACGUCUUCCUCAUCCUAUUCCUCAUCUACAACGAGAAGAUAUUCGGCUGGCUCACUCCAUAUGCUGAGAAAUGGCGAGAAAUAACAGGCGGCUGGAUGAUCCUCUGGGCUAUAACAUUCAUGUGCGCUUUCCCCCCAAUGAUCGGAUACUCCACUGCCGUCACGAUAUCCGGGUUCGUGUACGGGUUUCCUAACGGAUGGUUCAUCGUCGCAACAGCGACAGUACUCGGGUCCACUGCCUCGUUCAUGGCAUGCCGAACUGUAUUAUCGAAAUACGUCCACGCCUGGGUUGGGAAAGAUAGACGGUUCGAAGCUUUAGCCUUAACGCUCAAGCACGACGGCAUUAAAAUCCUCUGCAUGAUUCGUCUCUGUCCUCUCCCGUAUAGCUUGAGCAAUGCAGCUCUAUCGACUUUUCCAACCGUCCAUCCCUUAUCAUUUGCCCUUGCAACUGCAAUAGCAAGUCCUAAACUCCUAAUUCACGUCUUCAUCGGCAGCAGACUAGCCUCCAUUGCCGAAAAUGGCGGGAAGAUGGAUGCAGGGACCAAAGCCGUGAACUAUGCCAGUAUAAUUUUUGGCUCUAUCCUCGGUGCAGCCGUCGGCUGGAUAAUCUACCAAAGAACCAUGGCCCGAGCCAAAGAGCUCGAAAUCGAGGAACUUGAAGCCGGGACAGCUGCAAGUUCAAGAGAAAGGACUUAUAGCGACGGAGAGGUAGACCUAGAUGCCGCGGCACUGAUGAAUGAUGACGAUAUCUCGCUUUGGGAUAAUGAUGCCAGGGAAGAAGGGUAUAGAGAUGAGUUUACGGAUGAUGACGAGCCUGACGUUUUUGCGAGUGGGGAUAUUGGUGAGGAGCCGGUGAAGGGACAGAGGGGUUCGUAGGAUGUGUUUAUAGGUCGUUUUGGUGUAUAUGGUUGGCGUUAGGGUUGGGAUAGAUACAUAGAUAGAAAGACCAGUGGUCUUUAUCAUGAUUUGGAAAUGUAUACAUCAUUCGGUUUGGUUUGUCAA
Mollisia scopiformis is the source of this 1667-nucleotide messenger RNA. RefSeq lists its product as uncharacterized. Gene Ontology annotation, cellular component: Golgi membrane. Gene Ontology annotation, biological process: mitotic spindle elongation; vesicle-mediated transport. Bases 372 to 1541 code for a protein of 389 amino acids. The transcript has a single exon. The record is from RefSeq and is a predicted model, not a curated record. NCBI's taxonomy places the organism in Eukaryota, Fungi, Ascomycota, Leotiomycetes, Helotiales, Mollisiaceae.